Acanthaster planci (crown-of-thorns starfish) is the source of this 10325-nucleotide messenger RNA. RefSeq names its product calmodulin-regulated spectrin-associated protein 1-like. The record is from RefSeq and is a predicted model, not a curated record. Gene Ontology annotation, biological process: cytoplasmic microtubule organization; neuron projection development; negative regulation of microtubule depolymerization. Gene Ontology annotation, molecular function: microtubule minus-end binding; calmodulin binding; spectrin binding. Gene Ontology annotation, cellular component: microtubule minus-end. NCBI's taxonomy places the organism in Eukaryota, Metazoa, Echinodermata, Asteroidea, Valvatida, Acanthasteridae.
GCCAGGUGAUGAUCCGGUCCCCUAAAUAGACCUAAGGCUUCUAUGAUGUUGUCGAGGUUAGAUACCAGACACGAAAAUCAUCGAUUUCCGAAGCCAAAUUUGGGACGGAAAACAAGGGUUAAAUGCUGGAUGCUUUCUGCCGCUUAAGAGCAUUAACUUGUGUAGCACGCAAUGAGGCCUGCCAACAUUAGCAGAGUCAGAGACAGUUGCAGUCAGCAUGAUGAUUGACUGAGACUGGCAAAAUAUGCCACAGUCUGACAGUCGUGGAAGUGGCAGUGAUCAGAAAGGAUGAAACGUCAACACCAGGAUACACGACUGUGGCAGUUAUUUGUGACUCAUCUUUUCUCACUGCGAUCAACUACAUGUAGUUCACCAAAAUGGCACUGAAUCACAGGGAUAACUCAAGGGCUCGCAGUCUGUCCUCCAGCUCUGCGUCAAGCUAUCACAGCCUCGACCGAGGAUCUUCCUUGACUUCAGAGAUUAUGCCCAUCGGACAGUACAAUUCCAAAAAGGCCAAGCUUUGUGCCUCGAUACGAUGGCUGGUCUCCAAGGCCUACAGUAGCUCUACGAUCCCCCCAGACAUCAGAAACCCCUUCUUCAAAGACAAAGAGGGUGAGGACCAUCUCCGUCCUGCUGUUAUCUACCAACUGUCAUCAGGGGAGCUCUACAGUCGCGCCUGUGCCAACAUCUUCCCUCCAUCCCUGCACCAGUGGCAGGGCCACUGGAGCGUCAUCCAGGGACUGUCACGGCGCGGGAUCUACGUGGUGGAUGACCGGAGACAGCCGGUCACCGAGGCCGUUCUGACCCAGACGCAGCGCAUCAAAUUGAAUGCCCACCUUGCUGUUAUGGAUUCCAUAAUGACUGCCUACACAGGAGAAGUGGUUAGCAUUGAGAAGAUUGUACAAGCUGUCAGACGGAUCACGACCUUCAAUGCUUCCAGCGAGCUGCCCUUUGACCUGGAGAACGCCCUGGUGUUCUGGGUCAACAAGGUCUGUGUGGCGGCACGGCACCGCAUGGAGCGGGAACGGCGGAGCCAGCAGGAGCAAGCCAUGCAGACACAAGCGCAGAAGGUUCGGAUCAAGCGACAGCACCUACAACUCAAAGAAAUGCCCGGUGUCCCCAUCAUCAAGAACGUCACCAAGGACAUAUCAGACGGCCGCAGUCUGUGCCUCCUGAUACACUACUACUGCCCUCAGCAUUUUUCAUUGGAUGAUGUGGACCUUCAUGAUACCAUGUCCUUUGCCGAUUCAGUCAACAAUCUCCAGCAGGUGGAGAACUUCCUGGAGCAGCACCUGCCCGAGACCCACCACUUCACCUUUGAAGACCUGCUCUACUCCCCCGAGGCCCUGCGGGUCAACAUCCUGGCCCUGACCGCUGAGCUCUUCUACUGGUUUGAGGUGGCCCGGCCGCCGCGGCUGGGCUUCAGUCAGGAGCUAGGUCAAAAGUUUCCUGUAACCCCUGAAUCUGGAAGAUCCCGGGUACAGCAGCUGCCCCCGCUCCCCAUCAGCUCGGCGACGAAGAAGAGUUUCCACGGCGAUGCACCAUCUCCAAGGUCAGAGCUGAGGAGUGCGGCGAGCAACCCCGAGGUCAACAGGAUCACAUCUGCCAGCCCUCAGAGGACCCAGUCUCUACUGGUUCACAGGGAGAGGAAGCCCCGCAAUGCCCUGCACGCCGAACAGGGGGAAGACGGUCCCUCCAACCUGAGGCGGGCCAGUUCCCUGGAGAACAUGGAGGCCAGAGAGUCCUUCCUGGCCUGGCAGAGCCGGGAGGAAGCCAGGGACAGGUCACAGACAUUUGGAACUCCCAGCCCGGGCAGUGCUCCGGCGUCAACUGUGCGAGACAGCAACACCAACAACCUCCUUGCCAAGGUCAGCAUCGACAGCGACAUGAACGAUAGCCACAACUUCUCCGAGCUUGGUGGCAUGCCCAACCUGAAUGGUCAGCUGUCCAAGGAAGGGAAUGACAGUGGAGAGGGACUGAUGUCCUCAUCCGCGCACUUUGAAAACGAAGAUGACCUUGAGGUGGAGAGCUUGACUUCAGCCCUAUCGCGGAUCUCACAGCAAACUGAAAAACCAGUCUCGUGUAGUUACAGCGAGGAGGUGCAACUCCCGAGUAGAUCGCCUGGAGGUGAAAAUGGAAUCUCAGCAGAUCAAGAGCUGACAAAUGUGACUCCUCUCAGUAGUAUGUCAUCAAGGCCGAGCCAGUCUCUGAACUCAGAGACUGGCCGAAUGGACCUAUUAGACCAAACCCGCGACAGAAUUGGACAGUCGAGGACAAAUGGCAGUGGAGAGUUUGGACACCCGGAAGCGAUUGAGCCCGAAACAGACAUGAGAGCUGUGACACAGUCCCGGAGACGUCUGAAGCUUGACAUUGAGCCGGUGGACACAAAGCAGACAGAGAGGCUCCUCCCGGCAGUCGUUAGGCCACUCAAGGAGAAAUCCCGCAAUGUGAACAAGAAAGAGGAGAGUGGGGAGGGCCGUAGGAUUGCCCGCAACCCACGAGAGGACAGAUCUGGGAGGUCGCCUAACCCAAAUGGCAGCAACAUGACAACGUGGUCACGGAAGCAAAGUGCCGGUGGAGAUGGUGAGUCCCCGGAGAGUAUUGAUGCUACGACACCACUUAGCGGUGAGAGCAUAGCUGAUUCCCUAGCUGGGGAUGGUGCACUACAGCUGCAGCAGCAGCACCGCCUGGCCUGGCAGAAGCCAAGACCCGGCGUAGCACAGCACCAGGCCGACCCCACUUCUUACACCACUUCUCACCUCUGCCAACCGGAAGAGCCGCAUGUGGCCCACGCCAGGCAUGGCGAGGCUUUCUUCAUCCACUCUCAUGCACAGCCUGAGCAGUCUGUAGGAAAUAGUUCUCUUAGUAGGACUGGCACCGGUAGUAGCUUUACUAUUGCUGAUAAGAAGUACACUGUGGCCAGCGCCCUGGAGGCUGGUAUACCCGUCGUUUCUUCUCUGGUUGACCUGCAGGACAGCGAGGAGCCAGCAUCCUAUGACAACCGAGCCAGCCCCCGCCACCCUUCUGCUCACCCUAGCUUGCAUGCUGCACCCUCUCAUAGUCCUGUUUCUGCUUGGCACCCUACAGAAAUUCUGUCUGGCAACCCGCACCCAAACCCUUCCCCUAACCUGCAUGCCCAGCCUAACCCGCAUGUCCGGCCCAACCCACAUGCCCAGCCCAAUCCGCAUGCCCGGCCAAAUCUGCCCCCGCAUGAAACCGCUAUCAAUCGUAAUGCUGGGCAUUCAGGUGAUGACAGGCCAGGCCUGACGCAUGCGGAGUCCCCCCAGGGACAUUCUAACACAGGUAUGGACACAGGUAGUCAUAACACCCCUAGCAGUCAUCCCCAAAGCCCGGAGAAAGAGUCCUCUAAGUUGCAUGCGGAGCUGAUCCAAAGAGAGUCUACCGCUGACCCACGGAAACCUGUACUAAUGACAUUUAACUCCAACCUCAGCCCCGACGAAAAGUCAUCGCUGAAGCAGUUCAUUAUUCCACCUACCUCUACCCAAGUCAUUAGCUCUGACCAAGACAGUGACCUUGACCACAAACCAAGCUCAUCCAGUUUGACAACCUCUCAGGAACACAAAGAUCUAAAAGGAUGUGAGAAAUUAGAAGCAGAAUUGGCACACAAAACCCAUCCCAUGGAUACAGAACGAACAGACAUAGAAUCCAGCCCCAAGUUGGCAAUAGACCCUGACAGUUCAUCAUUAAUCAUGCACUCCAACCCCUAUUUAAGCCCUCCUACUACUCAGCCCACCAUGGUAGAUCAUUCCUGCAUACCACUCGAGUCGACCAGUAGCUAUCCCGAAAGCCAGGUGCUUACCACCUGGGGUGCUAACUCCAAACAAACUCCUUUGUCUGGCAUUAUUAACACAGGUGGCGGGAACUUGACCCAGUCCGGAAGCUUAGCGGCAGGUGAUCUAGCUCAAAUCCGGUCACGCUUAGAAGAGAAGCGUCGCCUCAUGGACUCGGACAAACGCAAGCUGGAGCGUCAUUGGAGCAAGCAGAGGCAGCGCAUGGGGAAGGCUGCCUUCCUCCAGGUCCUGGCCAAUCAGAAGCGGGUGAAGGACCCUGUGGCAGGUGACCAACCUGUCGGAACGGAAGACGACCGGUCAAUGAUUGGUGAGAAGACGAGAUCACAGGAUGUUUACUCCCGGGAGGAGCUGGAGCGGUCCAUCGAGAAGUCCCGGACACAGUGGGCAAGCAAUCAGGCCCAGCAAGAAGGCAAGAUUACCUUUGCAGAUCUUGGCUCCAGCAAGGAGAAGCAGCUGUCCAACUGGAGUGUUGCUGACAGUCCCCGAUCACAGCGGCCCACAGCAUCAAGCCAGUUAGCAGACAGGCCAGAGUCACCCCCAGGCAUCUCGGAGGUUGCAGCUGGCAAGGGGAGCCCGGGUUCCAGCUCUGGGUCGCAUUCCCCACACAUGACGUCAGACGAGUACAAUACUUCCCUGGAGAAGCUCAACGCCAAUUUGUCCCAGCUACAGAACGAGAUCCAACGACUGUCACUGCAGCAGGAGCAGAUGCGGAGUGUCAUGGAAUCCCCACGUCCCCCCAGUGAGCGCAGCCAGUCGCCCCAGCAUGCCCCACCCGCAGACAGCAAACCUUUUAUCUUGCAUGCUGGGAGUGACCCACCUGCCACAUCACAAGGAUUCUUCCUGAGCUCAGACACAAACAAAGAACCAGAAUCUUUUGUUCUACAUGAGAACCCAGUCUACGAAAUGUCCGGGGCGGACAUGCAAAUGCACAGCCCCCGUCCCGUUGGCCCCGUGCAGAAACUGGCCCCGGAAGUUGGACAGGGUUCCAUCACCAGACCUGUUGAGCAGCCCAAAAUUCCGAAAUCGCCAUACCCAGCCAAUCAAGUCCCGUCCUCGUCACCAGACAACACAUACAUCAUUCCCCCUGCGCAGACUCCUGUCAAAAACAUUGUCUCCGAGACGCCCAAGAACGAAGUGCCACAGAAUAUCACCCAUGUCGUGGCGUCCACGCCAGCCAAUGAGCCACCACGCAAUGCAGACGCUCUGGCCAACCAGCACCAACCGCCGCUACCCACAGUCGCGAGUCUGUCCAAUCACAUGGCUCAAAUGUCCAAUAAAGAGCAGUCACUGGCCAGUCCUGUUGAAGCCGUCGAGGUUGUGAAAAGACCAAAGAAAAAUCGUGAGGCCACAUCACCAACUCGGAAAAAGCGUAGCUCAUUGUAUGAGAUUGUCGGUGAGGGCGAGGAUGACGAUGAAAACCUAAGUGAGGAUGAACACUUGGUAGUGCGCCCCCUAGAUUCGACAGGAAAUUCUUCAUUAGAUGCAAAAACGAAAGCAAAGGGAUUUGUUAUUGCUUCAGAAACAGACCAGUUGGAUGAGGUAGAGAGAAGGAAGAUGCUGUUCCUCCAGAAUCGCCUUAAGAAGCAAGAGGAGGAAAAAGCCAAGAGAGCGUCACGGGAGGCCGACAUGGAGAAGAAGAGAGAGCAGAACAGGCGGAAACAAGAAGAGAUGGAAGCCAAGAAGGCAGAAGAGAGAGCACGUCGGGAGCAGAUUAGGUUGGAGUACCAGAGACGCAAACUCCAAGAACAACAGCAGGAGAACGAACCAGCCCCAGCAAGGCGGGCCAAGCCCACCAAGCCCCGCCCUAAAUCGACCGUAGUGGAAGACCAAACAGACUUCGGUCGGCCUGCAACAAGUCGCUAUGCUCCGGACAGGGACCUGGACAAUUACAGUGCCCCGAAGAAAUCCUUCACGGUGAGUGCGCCCUCGAGUGGCGGUGGCAGCGGCGCUGAGAGUCAGGUCAAAGUGCCCCCCGUUGACGGCCCCGAGCAGGCCGCUGAGAAACCUGGGCCGCCUGCAUCGCCCAAGCAGCAGGGGGUCUGCCCAGAAGCGAGCGAGGCUGCCACACCCGCAAAAUCCCCCGCCACAGAAUCCAAAACCGAAAACAAACUGGCCGAACGGCCACUGGUUGCAAAGCAACCGCCAGUUGCAAAGCAGCAACCCUCCCCCCAGUCCCCCAAGGCCAAGGAGCCUCCAUGCCUCACCCCUCCUCUCCAGAAGGAAAACCAGCUGCAGGUCAAAGGUCAACUGGAGGAGGUCGCCGGUGGGUCAAGCGCGGCCAGUGUGGUGUCGCAGGACAGCAACGGCUCUGGCGGGGGAGGUGGUCACACCACUCCGGAAUACCAGGGUCCAAAGCUGUACGUCAAGCCCACCAGUAAGUCCAACCGCCACAUCAUAACCAACGCCAUAUCGCACUGCGUCCUGGCUGGCACGGUCAACAGGGAACAGAAAGACAAAGUGCUUGAGGAGUUGGCCAAGGCUGAGGCCAAACAUUUCAUCAUCCUGUUCCGUGACUCCCAGCUCCAGUUUCGCUCCCUCUACGGCUACUCCCCGGAUUCAGAGGAGCUCACUAAGCUCUACGGUGUCGGGCCGAGGCACAUCACGCACAAGAUGUAUGAGAACCUGUACAAGUACAAUUCCGGUAGCAAACAGUUUAGCAAGAUUCCUUCCAAGACCAUGUCAGUGUCGGUGGAUGGGCUGACUAUCGGUGCCUCCUAUUGGCUGAGUAAAAAAGGCCCUAGCAAGAAGAAAUGAAGGAAGAACUUAGCACCUAGCCUAAGCCCCCUGGGUAUUAGGAGAGAAGGACACGCAUCGUUUCUUGAAGUCAUACUUCCCCUCUCCCUGCCUAAAGACUUCUGAAUAGCAGCAUAACACUGUGUCAAUUCUGCUUCACCUCCAAGUUAAUAUUGGAUGUCCAUAGAGCAGUGCUUGAUAUCCAAAUGUAAAACCUCUGCAUGUGAACCAAUGAGAAGUCAGUACCCUUCACUCGUUCAUUGUGGAGAUGCAUACUGCCCUCUAUGGUUUCUUUGCAGAGCUUAUAGCACUUACAAGUUGUUCCCAUGCAUUGGCCCCUCUUCCAAGUUUUCUCACAGGUUAAAGUGUGCCAAAAAAGUAUACAGAAAGAUGGCCGUUUACCGGGAUGCAAUAGAAUUGGUCAUUUUAUCAGCAAGAGUGGCAUGUUGGAAAUUAAAAAAAAAAGGAAACUGCAAAGAAGCUAUUAAAGUGAUUUCUUGGUUUUUAAAAUUGUUUUCCUGGACGGAUUUUUUUUCCACUGGUACACACACAUUCUUUCAAGUGCCGUAUAGUAUAUAAACUGAAUAACAUCUAUUAACCACAUUAUAUUGUAUUUAAACAUUAUACUACGCGUACAUAUUACAGUCAGUGCAAUGUUAUAUCUGUGUGAUAACUGUCAGUUGGUAUUGUGGAAAGUGGUUGGAUGGUGGUUGAAAAAGUUAUGUAUUAUCAAUUCUGCUAUCAAGAGUCCUGCUAUGGACACGGUGCAUUGUUUGUUAAAAACUUGAAAUACUUUGCCAAAUAACAUAUAGCUAAACAGAGCAGUUGUAAGCCACUAUUUACCUACUGUUAUAAGACUCAGAAUAUAGCAUGGGUGGCAUUGUUCAGCUAAAACAAAAUAUUUUGGGGUGCUUUACGGGACUCAGUUGGUAUUUUUUAGAGGCAUUUCUCAGGUAGGUGCCUUCUUUGCCUUUCUGGUCGUUUUGGUGUUUGAGGAAACCAAACACUGUACAAGUCUCCAAGUAGCAGCAAAAUUCUUCAGUUAGGUUGCCAAACAUUACAUGUAACUCCUAAUCGGGAUAUUUGGUCGAGUAAUUAAUAUGAAUACCAUUGGAUUUGUUCAGCAUCUCUUCCAUGGGUGGAACUUAAAACCCUUCAAAUAGAGAACGAGAUUGCAUGUGUUCCUGAGCAAGAUACUUGACCACAAUUUGCUUUUGUCAACCCAGGGCUAUACUACUGCAAAGGGUCAAGUGAGUUGUUUAAUAUAAGAAACUAUCAUGGCAAAUGAAUAUAUGCAGCAUGACACAAGGUUGAUUUUUAUAGUGUGGCACCAUUUGAAGAUUUAAGUUCAUACCAGCCAAUAAAACUAGAGAUCUACAUUACGUCAUAGUGUGUGCAGGUUGCAUGUAUGUAGCAAUGAGAGUAUCAUACAUGCAUGCAAAUUCAGUGGACAAAAAAAGGAUCCCGAAUUGAUUGCAGAGAAUAACAUCACUCUGGAAAAUUGAGUUAGUUUCCCUUUCCGCUAUUUUAAUGGCAGAUGUCACAUCAUUGAAGCAAAGAAUACAAUCAUUUCAGUCCUAAUCCAUUUUUCCUUAUACAUGUAAUCCCCGCCAUUGUACAAACCCCUGAUAUCUGAACAUUUCAGCAUUAUUUAUUGCUUUAAAAUAAUUUAUUUUACUUUUUGGCAGUUUGUUAACAGAGGUGAAUGAGCUGAUUAAUAUUUAUAAAUUUACUUAAGAAUGCAUUAUAACAGAAUAAAACUUUUGUGAGCUUUUACAAAUCAAAAGCCUUUUAUCUUAAAAAUCAACAAAGUUGAAGGAGUAUCAGUGCUUGAUGUUAUCAUUGAAUCUUUCAGAGUCCAACACCAGCAUGAACCAAUUUGCUGAGCAGUGGAAAUAUUGUCUUAGCAAAAGCAGGUUACUAGCCAAAACUUCAUGUAGGGUACAGAUAUUGUUUCGAAUUAGUUCCCAGCUGAAUUUUGCUUAGCACGUAUUUCUGCCUGGUAGCUCUGCAACAUUUGUACCAUGUCCAGUUUACAUUGUGCUAUAAGCAGGAAAAAUCCUUGCCUAGCAAAUGUCUUUUUUUUCUGGAGAUCAAACAUCAGCCCCAAUUGAAGAUUGCAUAUUAAACAGUUUGGCCAGUUGCUAAUCUUUGCUUAGCAAUUUUUUAGGUAUUUAGCAGAUCUUUGUACUUGCUAUGGGAAAUCCCCCUUGACUUGAUAGGAUUUUGAUUGCUGCAGGACUGGCAAGCCCAGCAACUGUUAUUUCAUAUUAGAUGUUCAAAGUAAGAAACAAGUAUCCCUGCAAACCUUUCAUAAGUCUAUCACAAGUCAUCCAGUCUCUAUUUAUGUUACAUGCUAUUCAAAUCAAGUCGUCACCGUUUUCACAAAGAGACACUUUGGCUCAAAAUCAUGACUUUUUCAAAGGUCUGUUUUUUGGCAAUAUUUAAUAGGCUCUGCGGUGCCAACAACUUGGGUGUAAUCAUUUUUACCAAAUCUACUGAAAUCAGCCAAAUCAUGAAUAUUUACCCGGGAAAAUUUCAACUAAACCACAUUUUGCGUGUUCACACAGGUGAAUUUUUUCUUCCAUAGAUAUAGUGUUAGCAAUAAAGGCCAAAGUCAUGGGUAAACUUGUUUUGCCAUUUUCAUGAAGAGGCAAAUUUGAUGCCAGCAAUGUAUACAAAUUCAAUAAUUUCUCACUUGCCAUGUGCUAUAGCAAAAUUGCACACAUUUUCACGAAUAGUUAAAAGUCGCCUGAAUUUUAGUGUUCUCAUGAAGAGGCAAAUUUGUUUACUAAAUAAACAAUUCUUAUUGACUUCUAUAAUAUUUGGCAGUUACGUCAUUUAAGAUACCCCGUCAUGCAGCAGCAUUGGUCAAAGGCAAAGUCAAAGGCGUGAUAAAUACAGGGGAAAUAAGCAUCUGAAAGAGUAUCAACUUAAGAUGCAAUUUUCUUGAAACCUAGAUUUUACUCUCCAGUAAGAAAUUUGUGUUUUUGUGAAAACGGUGAUGAAGUGUGACAUGCAUUCCAUUGUCAUGGACUGUCAUCCUGUUACUUGACUGGACUUGUGAAGGACCUUGUGAUUGGACUUGUGCAUACAGCCUGUGUUGGACUUCAUUACAUUGCUGGUUCCCUGCAUGGAGUUGGCAUUUGGAGGACUUGGGCAAGUGACCAGCUAUUAAACUUCCUACUGACAAACUCUUGUGGGGACAACAUAUUAAAAAAUUCUACAAACCUAGUAGUUUGGUUGGGUCGUAGGAUAGACUUGUUCUAGUUCGUUGAAUUUCCAGAUUGAAAAUCAUCAGAAUGUUAAGUGUUUAAAGUCCAUUCCUUUUGACUAAAGAGUAUAAAUUCAUGCAUUUUAAUUCCUACUUCAAAGACCUUUCAACAAAGUUCUGAUUGCUUCUUCAAAAAAAUCUGUUCCUUUUCUCCUACAAAGCUAGAAAGAGAUAUGUGUGUACAAAAUCAUAGGCUGUCUACCCCAGUUUGCAGAGACUGUGGUUGACAAGUUGUUGAAAAUUAUAAGAGUGUUUAUCUAAAUUGCAAGAUAAAUUCAAAAUUUAAAGCAAAUACUUUUCCUCAUUGAAGUUAAAUGAUUUUUUUGUUCAGGGUUUGAUUUUUUAAAAAGGCAUUUGUAUAUAAUGCAAGCAAAUUACGGCAAAACUUGUAGAGAUGUGUAGGUGACAGAAUAAAAGAAAAUGUGGUAUUUGUCAGCUUUACACUUUGCUUCUCUGUAUAUAAUUUGUUAACGGCUUGGCCAAAUAAAAGUCUGUGAUAUUAUUCA